Molecule: messenger RNA, 3082 nt
Organism: Coffea arabica (coffee)
Lineage: Eukaryota; Viridiplantae; Streptophyta; Magnoliopsida; Gentianales; Rubiaceae
Source: RefSeq, a predicted model, not a curated record
UAAGAGUCGAUGGCACAAACUGCUGCUACAGGGGCAGGGGGGUCGGUUUCAUUUUUUUGACAUUUUAUUUUGCUGCUUCAUUAAAAAAACAAAUCCGUCUCCUACGAACUCUCCCGGCACCUAAACGUUAUUUUCUAUCCUGGGUGUGUGCCUUGGAGCUCGCUUGUUCACGUCAAGAAGAUAGAGUAUUAGUAGAUACUUAUAAAAGCACGGUCGCUCAGAUAGUAAGAUCUAGCCAUUCGACACUUGAUUGUAGACUUGUUAAUUGUAUUGAGUUCAUUCAUUGAUCCCGAUUUCUACGGUCAAUUUCGUUACAGAAGAAACAAAUCUAAAACUCUAAAGUGGGAGAAACGUGGGCGGAGUAGGUUAUUACCAGUUUAGUUGUAAAUGGUAUUAUCAUCAUUAUAUAUUAUCACCGGGGAGGAAUAGAGCGUAGAGCUAAGGCUGAUAAAUACAGUGGUAUUAUGUCCCGGGGAAUUUGGAAAUGGGUGAGGCUGAAAGACCGAGUGGCGGCAGCGACAACAGCUUCAUCAUCCGCACGAAGAUGGAAGCAGAGCCAGAGCCACCCGUGGCAAAAGCAGAACAAUAGAGGUUUCGUGAAUUGCCUGCACGUGGGCUCUUAUCUUAAGCGUAGGGAGUCACUGAUAGGGGUGCAGGAGAGGUACAAGUGGGACCGCGGGGGCGGUGGCGGUGGCGGUUCGGACGACUACCACACGGUUCGCAGAAUUAGGGCGGAGGCCAACUGCCCUCGCUGCGCUAAGCAAAUGGAUAUCCUCUUCACCGAGCGUCACCCCCACCUCAUUCCUCCCUCUUCCACUCCCACUUUUGAAGCCUUCCCUUUCGAUUCAAGUUCCAAUAACCAUGAUGGUGUUAUUGAUACUACUAAUAACUGUGAUUCAAACAACAUUAGUCAUCCUCGUCCUAAUGGCGAGUGGAGCAACAGCAGCUCCUCCUCGAAUAACAUGAUCAAUAACAACACUAGUAAUGCGGACAAGAAACAAGCCACAGGCGGGCCAAAUGGAGGAGUGCACCAAUACCAGGCUGUUAGCCUCUGUCCCAAUUGCAAGACCGCCUACUAUUUCCGUCCACACCAGAUGGCUCCCCUUCAAGGGAGUUUCCUGGAGAUUGGGAGAGUUAAAACUAGUAACGGUGGUGCUACCAGGAUUGCCUCUGACAAGAGAUCAAUGACGGAAGAAGAAUGGGGAAAAAGACUUAGGGCCUCGUUUUGGGGAACCUUCAAGUCUUACGGCAGUGAGCCACCAGAGAAUUUGCCUCCUCCUCCUCCCGCCAACAGAAAUGGGGGAGAUGGGAUUGCAGUUCAUACACCUCCUGGCCCACCUUUUGCUCCCGGUGUCAAUGUGGUGCGGGCUGCCAGCACCCCUAACAUUAAGGGUGGUGACACUAGCAACAACGGAGAGAAGAGUGGAUGGGGAGGAUCUAAUCUGGGAAAAAGUUUGCCCACGCCAAAGGAGAUUUGCAUGGGACUUGAUAAGUUUGUCAUAGGCCAGGAUCAUGCCAAAAAGGUGUUAUCAGUGGCUGUCUAUAACCACUACAAAAGGAUAUAUCAUGCCAGCUUGAACAAGGGGUCAGGAGCAGAAAUAGCACCAGAUGAUGAUGACGAAAAUGUGGAAUUGGAGAAGAGCAAUGUGCUUUUGAUGGGGCCAACAGGCUCUGGAAAAACGCUGCUGGCAAAAACUCUAGCUCGUUUUGUGAAUGUGCCCUUUGUAAUUGCUGAUGCAACUACUCUAACCCAGGCAGGAUAUGUUGGUGAGGAUGUUGAAUCAAUACUUCACAAAUUGCUUACGGUUGCUGAGUUCAAUGUUCAAGCAGCACAACAAGGGAUGGUGUACAUUGAUGAAGUUGAUAAGAUAACUAAAAAGGCAGAGAGCUUAAACAUUAGCAGAGAUGUCUCUGGGGAAGGAGUGCAGCAGGCGCUACUUAAAAUGCUGGAAGGAACGAUAGUAAAUGUUCCUGAGAAGGGGGCCAGAAAACAUCCACGCGGUGACCAUAUCCAGAUUGAUACAAAAAACAUCCUAUUUAUCUGUGGUGGUGCAUUCAUUGAUUUGGAAAAGACCAUCUCUGAGAGACGGCAGGAUUCUUCAAUUGGUUUUGGUGCUCCCGUUCGUGCUAACUUGAGAACUGGUGGAAUAACUAAUGCCACUGUGACAUCAUCCUUACUGGAAUCUGUUGAAAGCAGUGACCUUAUUGCCUAUGGUCUCAUACCAGAAUUUGUUGGGCGGUUCCCCAUUUUAGUUAAUUUAUCAGCUCUAACAGAGGACCAACUUGUUCAGGUCCUUGCAGAACCAAAAAAUGCACUUGGAAAGCAGUACCAGAAAUUGUUCAACAUGAAUAAUGUUAAACUACAUUUUACUGAGAAAGCAUUAGGGUUGAUAGCCAAAAAAGCAAUGGCUAAAAACACUGGUGCUAGAGGUUUAAGAGCCAUUUUGGAGGGCAUUUUGACUGAUGCCAUGUACGAGAUUCCUGAUAUUAGGGGAGGAAUGGAUAGAGUAGAUGCUGUUGUGGUUGAUGAAGAGUCCGUGGGUACAAUUGACGCUGCUGGGUGUGGUGGAAAGAUACUUCGAGGAGACGGUGCUUUGGAAUGUUACCUAGCGAAGACCAAGUUGAAAGAUCAAGUGGAAAAUGCUGCUGCAUCUGAAGCAGACUUGCAGGGGGUUGAAUCAGAGGUCUCGUCAAGAGCUAUUAGCAUGUAGCUACUCACAGAAUCACAUGAAUUGUGUUUUGGAAAAGUGUUUUGCUGCAGUAUGCGUAAUUCCAUUUAUUUGUUGAUGUAGUUGUCCUGAUCUAGUAGUGCAGGGCGUCCUGCUCCAGUCUAUCAAAAGGACAGUAUGAUUUAAGUGAAGAAAAAGAGUUAGUUAAAGGAAAAAGGUAAAAUGUGGCUAUACAUACCAGGCAAACACUAUAAAUUUGCACGAGGCGCACCCCAAGAAACAUUACGCUAAGAUUAUUCGGCAGUGUGUCCAAAAAGCGCUGGAAAUAUUACAAAAAGAGAACGGCGGUUUUUGCAUGCUUGCGGCCUAAGUGAGCAUUCCAAAUCGUAUGCACAAGCAGCAGAAGCUUAUUU